Messenger RNA from Pogonomyrmex barbatus (red harvester ant), 1263 nucleotides. RefSeq names its product 4-vinylanisole receptor. Gene Ontology annotation, molecular function: olfactory receptor activity; odorant binding. Gene Ontology annotation, biological process: sensory perception of smell; detection of chemical stimulus involved in sensory perception of smell. Gene Ontology annotation, cellular component: plasma membrane. NCBI's taxonomy places the organism in Eukaryota, Metazoa, Arthropoda, Insecta, Hymenoptera, Formicidae. The record is from RefSeq and is a predicted model, not a curated record.
CAUAAAGCUCGAUUCUUCAAUUAGAAAAUGAGGAAGGAACGAGGAAUGAGUGUACCGAAUUUUCAUCUAAGGGUGAGCUUAACGAUCGUCUAUUUCUUGGGCACGUGGCCUCCACAUACGGGCACAUAUCGCUUUCUAUAUCUGCUUUAUACCGUCUGUAGCUUCACUUUCAUAUUGGGUAUACUGCUCGCUGCUGAGAUAGCAAAUGUUUUCAUGAACUGGGGAGAUAUGUCGAAACUUGUCGCAGUUGCGACUUUAUUGAUGACGAAUUGCACUCACGCUUCUAAGGUGAUCGUUCUUCUUCGUCGUCAGAUGAGGAUCCAGGCACUUCUGGAUACAGCCAACAGUUCAGCAUUUAGUCGCUACGACAAGGAGCAAAAGGACUUGCUCAUAAGAUACACGUGGAAAGGUAUCUUUCAUCACGUAGUUUAUCAGAGUUUUGGUGCGAUUGCGGUAUUUUGCUGGGGCAUUACCCCGAUCACUGAUUUAGUCGCCGGUCGUUCGCGUCGACUACCCAUGGAGGGCUGGUAUCCUUACAACACGACGAUGACUCCAGCCUUCGAGAUCACCGCGGGACAUCAGGGAAUCGCCAUCAUAAUCGCUUGCUUUCAUAACGUGGCGAUGGACACUCUGAUUACAGGCUUGAUUACGGUUGCUUGUUGCCAGUUGGCAAUCCUAGAACGUCAUAUUAUCUCAAUUGAUAAUGACAAAAAAAGCACAUGCAAGGUACAAAGCGAUGAGCACAAAUUAUCUGUGGUUAAAGGAAAAAUCAGGUCCUAUCAGCUACUCAAGCGAUGCGCUGUACACAGCAAUAUGAUAUCUCAUUUUACGAGCGAGAUCCAGAACAUCUUCGGUACUAUCAUCUUCUUCCAAUUUCUUUCGAAUUGCGUAAUUAUUUGCUUAAUCGCCUUCAAUUUAUCGCAGAUGAAGGUUUACAUCCCGGCUGUACUAAUUGGCAUGCUGACGUACAUGUGCUGUAUGACGUAUCAGAUAUUUAUUUUCUGCUGGCAUGGUAAUGAAUUAUAUCUACAUAGCAUGCGCCUAGUUACGGCCGCAUAUUCAAGCAAUUGGAUUUCCAAUACUGAGGCUUUUAAACGCAGUCUUCAAAUCAUGAUGAUAAAAGCUCAUCGUCCGCUCACUUUAAGUGCUGGCAAGGUCAUGUUGCUGUCGUUAGAUACCUUUGUUCAGAUAAUGCGGAUGUCCUAUUCAAUUUUUACAGUACUUCAAGGUUCGGCUGCUUAAUGGCGAAUUCACUAUUAACAU